Fragaria vesca subsp. vesca is the source of this 1540-nucleotide messenger RNA. RefSeq lists its product as uncharacterized. Bases 130 to 1074 code for a protein of 314 amino acids. The transcript has 3 exons. The record is from RefSeq and is a predicted model, not a curated record. Gene Ontology annotation, cellular component: intracellular membrane-bounded organelle. NCBI's taxonomy places the organism in Eukaryota, Viridiplantae, Streptophyta, Magnoliopsida, Rosales, Rosaceae.
GACCCCAUUCUCGCUUCCCGAGACAGUUUUCGUUUUCAACCCAACUCUCCUCCUUAUCGGAACGACAUCGUCGCGAUCCCCGAUCCGAUCUUAUCCCGUCGCGCUCUCUGAAACAGUGAGUCGUUGAAGAUGGCAGAUAAUGAGGAGGGAGAGGAGAGUACUGGUCGUGGGAAUGGAUGGGAAGUGGUCUCGCUUACAGCAUCAGCGUAUGCUGCUGCUCCUGGUCCGCAAGAAGUGGAAUUGAGCAAUGAUGAUGAGAGUGGUAGAGAUGGAGAGCUAGCUGAAACUUCUCGUGCUUUGUUCAUGUCUGGUCACUUUGUUUUUCCACCCAAUCAGCAUGAGAAUUUACCUCUGGAGCCUGAAAAAAGUGAAGUUGAGGAUGUAAAGGUGCAGAAGGAUGCAGUAGAUGAGAUAAAAAUUGAGGAAGGGGGUAGGUCUAGGGGAAAGGAGGAAGAAAAUUUGACCUUAAAAGGGUUGGAUGUUUCAGAUGAGUUUGCAGGAAUACAGUUUACAAAAGAGAAGGACAACAGGUACCCCAUUGGCGGUACAGAGUUUGGAGAAGGCACGGCUUUGGAAGGGCUCCAUUUUGAUGACAACGAGCAGGCUGUAUAUGGUGCUGCAAAAUUUGGUUUUGAUGGUGAAACAGUUCUUCGUGGUUCAUCCACAUAUGGUGACAACACAGAUAUUCCUGGAAUUACAGAACCUUCAGAGCAAGGUUUAGAUUUAUCUGGGGACACCUGUCAAUCUCCAAGGCCAAUGAAAGAUGAUAAAUUUGAUGGUUCUGACCUCCCAUGUGGAGCUUGGUGGAAAAGAAGAGCUUAUUCUUUGUAUUCACAUGCAAAGGAAGCAAAUGCAUGUUGGUCUAUUAUUGUAGCAGCAGCUGUGAUGGGCCUUGUGAUACUUGGGCAACGGUGGCAAAACGAAGGUUGGCAGGCUCUACAACAGAAGUGGCAAUCUAGUGUUGAUCAGAAAGCAGGAAGGAUUUUAGCUCCAAUAUCUCGACUUAAAGAUGUAAUAGUUGGUGGCCAGCGCCAUGGAUCCUUUAUUGGAGGCAGUACCUCAAGUGAACUUUAAGAUGAUGACAAAAAAUUUCAGACUGCCGGUGGCGUGGAUCCAGAGGUACUGCCUCAACUGAAGAUGGCAAAAUCACCGCACAGAUGGCCUCUUAGUUUGUUUCUGACCAUGGUUCAGAUACAUGAUUCUUAUGGAAAGCUACUUGUCUACAUGCUAGAAGUUUGAUAUUGCAGUCAUUGCUUAUUGCCUUGUACAGAAUUCAGGGAUGUGCUUUUAACUCGCUGCUCUUUAAUGUUCAUAUUACUUGUUAGUUAUGUUUGUUUUUGGUUAAAAGUUGAGUUUGAUGAUUGAUAUCUGGUUUUGAUUAAAUUCGAUACAGUACCGAAUAUUGUGGAAUUUUCCAAAGUUUGUAAAUGGGGCACUAAGAUUGCAAAUCAUCUAAUGUUAUAUUUGGAGUCUGCUAGAUCUUUCUGUCAUGGUCUCAGCGGAGACUGGGUACAUGGAGCAAGAUCAGACGAGUUACCAC